AUGUUAGAAUUGCUAGAAGCAACGUAUUUGAAACGCUGGAUUCGAAAUGAUAACUAUGAUACUCCAUCUAAUUGGGUAGAAGGUGAAAAACCCUGUCAAAAUCAAAGAGCGGUAUUUCCAGGAGAAAUCGAAGGGGCCGUUAUAUUACCUGCCGAAUCAAUUGAUGUGUCAGAAAUUAUAUUGCCUAUUUCAGGAGAAUUAUUGCUGCCAUCCAUUGGUGAACUUAUUAUCAAGGAACCAAACCGAAAUGAAGAAAAUUUUUGUCCUAGUGGCGAUAAACACUUUAGACGUUUAAAACGAUGGUUCUGGCUAGAUCCAAAAAAUUGGGAUCUGAUGUCAUCAAAUGAAGACCAACUGAAAGAAUCGUGGUAUUCGUUUCCUGAUGCUGAAAAAAUUCCAUGCCAGGCUGAUGUCGCUAUCUUUGAAGGAGACAGUGGAUUCGAAGUAGUUUUACCGCAUACUUUUGGUUACUCAAUAUCCGGAAUACAAAUUAAUUCGGUUGAUUUAUACGGAAGCGAUUGGGAAAGAUUUAUACGUUCCGAAGUAGGCGGGCGCAUGUUUCGAAAUACGGAUUCGGAAUCAACUGAGGGCCUGGAUACAUUCAUGAAAGUCUUCAGUGGACAAUGCAACGACCCUUCAGGUUGCCUCUGUCACCCUAAGGCGUCAGUGCGCGCCACUCUCAUGCGACAUAUGAAGAACUCGACCGUUUGCGAAUUACCAAACUGCGUCCAACCAGUGAAGCCAAUAGGAAAUGUGUGCAGCAUAUGUGGAGCGGUACUGCAAUUUGAUUUCAUUGAUGUAAGAACAUUUAAAUUAAACGAUUUUCGUAAAUCGCUAACUUCGAUUGUAAAAGAAAUAUCACGCAAUGGUGAAUUAAUUGCAUAUGCCAGCAAGGUGACGGACAAUGAAGAUCCGACUGUUGAGGCAGAAAGACAGUUCAUACAAGUGGUGUUAACUGAUGGACCUGAAUAUAAUGAAAGAAGCAUCUAUAGCGCUGCGGAAGUUCAAAGAAGAAUUAUUGGUGGUAAUUGA
This is a messenger RNA of Ctenocephalides felis (cat flea), 1032 nucleotides long. RefSeq names its product protein amnionless-like. Gene Ontology annotation, biological process: receptor-mediated endocytosis; intracellular protein localization. The transcript is spliced from 6 exons. The record is from RefSeq and is a predicted model, not a curated record. Lineage: Eukaryota; Metazoa; Arthropoda; Insecta; Siphonaptera; Pulicidae. Bases 1 to 1032 code for a protein of 343 amino acids. Gene Ontology annotation, cellular component: endocytic vesicle; apical plasma membrane.